AUGUCUGACUUUUGUCCAAGUGGGUAUUCGGCAUCCACCUACAUGGGCGGUUCGUCAGGGAAGUAUCAAAUGCGCCAUUUUCAUUUGGAUAAAAUAUUUUAUUUCAUAGUGACAUACCGUAAACAAACUCCAGUAUCAACGCGAUUUUUCACUUUUUUAACUUUUAAAUAUGACUACACUUUAGGUAUAAGUGAAUUUUGUGCCGGUGAUAUUAUUCAAGAGAACAAUGAAGGCUCUACGACCAGGCCAAAGAACGGAACUCCACCUAAACUACAAAUCACCAUUUCGAGUGUCUUUAGUAUUAAUAAAUCUGGAAAAGUCGUGCAGUUUAUUUUCCAGCACAACUUAUCUCACAUGCUAUUUCCAAAAUUU
This is a messenger RNA of Schistosoma bovis, 372 nucleotides long. The record is from the annotation of a GenBank genome assembly. Lineage: Eukaryota; Metazoa; Platyhelminthes; Trematoda; Strigeidida; Schistosomatidae.